This is a messenger RNA of Cladophialophora psammophila CBS 110553, 1497 nucleotides long. RefSeq lists its product as uncharacterized. Gene Ontology annotation, molecular function: protein binding. Bases 1 to 1497 code for a protein of 498 amino acids. NCBI's taxonomy places the organism in Eukaryota, Fungi, Ascomycota, Eurotiomycetes, Chaetothyriales, Herpotrichiellaceae. The record is from RefSeq and is a predicted model, not a curated record. The transcript is spliced from 2 exons.
AUGGCUUCUCACGUUGUGGUGAUCGACUCGACGGCUCGAAGGACGACAAUAAAGACAACCCCCGGCAAGAACCUCAGUGAGAUUCUGGAAGAGGCUUGCGCAAAGCUGGGAGUCAACGCUACUCAAUAUGGACUGAAACACAACAACAAACCUGUCGACCUCUCUAGGACGAUUCGCCUCUCUGGCCUGUCAUCAGGCGCAAAACUAGAACUGGUCCAACUCUCCAAAUCCGCCGGCGUCGUCUCGAUAGCCCUCCAGCUACCAGAAUCUGAAGCAAGAGGUGUCCCCAACGCUAGACUCACAGACAAGUUUCCCAGUUCGAGUACAUUAUGGCUGGUGCUCAGGAAAUUCGAAGCCGGCGUCGCGGGUGGAGGUGCUACUCAGAAUUUCACUGCCCGAGGAGUACCGUCUGUGAGCCAGGGCGAUUCCGGUGCGGGCAGGCUGUAUUAUGAACAGCCGGUGAUACAGGUUAUGAACAGAGAGUUAGCGUCGUUUACAGAUUUGCAAAAGUCUCUGGCACAACUGGGUCUCAACAGUGGUACAGCUCUGUUGAGGUUGAGUUUCCGGCCGACUGAAACUCCUCUCGAAGAGGCCAUGGCUCAGAUACAAAGUUAUUUUGACUCGGUCGAGGGACCAGCUGCUCAACCGCCCCGCCAACAAGAGACUUCAUCCUCGAAAGAGCCACUGGCUGCAUCAGCUGAGACACAGCCAGAAUGGAAAGAAGAGAGGCUUUCACAGCCUCCUCCUCAGCCUCAAGAAGAAACACUCACAUCAUCACCCUCUCAACCGGCAACCGCAACUGCAUCAACGAGUCGUCCGGUCUCUGUAUUCCGUCCUCCGAGCUCAUCCACUCCGUCCGCCGCGCUCAUAUCUCACAACGAAGCAGACUAUACACCCACAGUCGAGCACGCUCAAGUUCACCAAAAAUUGUUACAGCAGAAUUCAAGAAACGUCCGAUUACCGACAGAGGCCGAGCUUGCGGCUCAAGCCGAAGAAGAAGCGGCCAAAUGGGCGGCCGUAAAGGAAGUUGAGAUCAAGAUUCGAUUUCCCGACCAGAGUGCGGUCAGCGCCAGGUUCGAACCCGCCGAUACCGCAGCAGACCUGUACAACUUUGUGCGAGAGUGUCUAGAAGAAAAAUACCGAUCAGAGGCUUUCAUGCUUCGAAAUCCCGGUAUCAGAGGGAAAAAUGAACCUAUUCCGGAUGACACUGGGAAGAAAUUAAUCAAAGACCUUCAGCUUAAAGGGCGCGUCCUAGUCACAUUUCAAUGGGAUGAUCACACAGCUAGCAUUCAAGCGAGAAGUGUAAAGUCUGUUCUGAAGGUAGAGCUGAGGGAGCAGGCUCAAGAAGUGAAGGUGCAGGAUCUCCCGACUAUAGAUGUCGAGGGUGGUGAGGAGCCGGGCAUCAGAGUCAACGUGGGAGCGAAGGAAACAAGUGAAGGGGCUGGAGAGGGUAAAAAGAAGCUGCCGAAGUGGUUGAAGGGCUUGAGCAAGAAAUAG